Paramuricea clavata is the source of this 1597-nucleotide messenger RNA. Lineage: Eukaryota; Metazoa; Cnidaria; Anthozoa; Malacalcyonacea; Plexauridae. The record is from the annotation of a GenBank genome assembly.
GAAUUUUUGGUGUACAAGCUUACCAAGGAAUAUAACGAAAGUUGUAAGGGAAAACUACAGGCCACUCUAUGCUGGACGAAGAGUUUUGCUCAACCUUUAUAUGGCAUAGAUUAUAUAGAUUUGACAAACGACGGUGUUCGGGAAUUAAUUGUCGCUUCUUCAAAAGGGCUGCAUGUGUUGCAGGUUUGACUGCGUUGAUAAAAAUACAUAAAUAUUGGUCGUCCCUGACAUCUGUAAACGUAAACUGGGAGGUUAACGUCCUACGCAGCUUAUAGCAUGUAAAGUAGGGUUAGGGUCAAACGCGGAUACGGAUGGACGAACGGACGACCUAUUUUUUUCUAAAAUAUGUUUAAAUGUCUUAUCCACGUUUUACCCAAUCGGGUAAAACGCGGGUAUGGUGUGGAAUAUACUUUUCGAGUCUUUAAAAGGCAUAUCUGUGAUAUUAAAGACUUGAAAAGUAUAUUUUACACCAUAUCCGCGUUUUACAAAAAUAGAUCAUCCAUCCGUAUCAGCGUUUUACCCUAACCAUUAAAAGUGUGUAUGUUUGUGUUUGACGGACAUUGCCCGAGGACAAAUUGUUUAAAUUUUGUGAUUGAAAAUUGAAUGAGAAAUUAUCAAAAAUUUGUCUUGCUUUGCCUGGCAGAGUAAACUAGAUGCAUAAUUAGCCCAUUGUAUAAUUCGCUGCCCUCUAUUAGCAAAACUGUGAAUGCUUCCCCUCGCUUGGAAAAACAUAUUUUCACGACAAAACAUUCAGGGAAUGCAAUCACAUUCUUAAAACCGGUUUUCUACUGCAUGGGCGGAAUUUUUUCUUAUGAUUUCUCGGGUGGAACUAAUUAGAAAAGACAAAGAAAAAUUCUGCUCUGAAGUAUUUAUUUAAGGGGCCAUUCACAAAGGAUGUCCGAGCCGGGGGGGAGGAGGUUUGGAAAAUCAGGACGAACUCGGACAUAGGGGGGGGUUUUUAGCAAUCCGGAUGUCCGAAAUUUAAAAAAAUUCAAAAGCAAAUUUCUUUUUCCUCUAUUUUGAACUCUCCUUCCCAUUGUGAAAUUGGCAUUUUGAACACUUCAUAACAUUAUCUAAUUCUUUCCUUCAAUGAUGAAUUCAACAGUGGCGUCAAAUAAAAGCUUUCUGCAUGUAUAACUCUCCUUUUCUAUACAAUAAGUUCAUCCCGUUGUUGCAGUAACACAGUUGUUUCUUUUAAUUAAUAAUUCAUAUGUUUUUGUAUUCACAUUUAUAGUUAUAAAAAAGUUCUAAAAGUAAAAAAAGUUUUUUACUCUUGACAUAUACAAGGUUGCGUGAGCUUUUGCGAGGCAUGGCGGAUGUCCGGGGGGAGGGGGGUCACUAAUUCGGACAAUGCCGGACAAGGGGGGGGGGGGUCUGAAAAUCCAUCAUUUGGCCGGACAUCCUUUGUGAAUGGUCCCUUAGCUAAAUCUUGUAUUUGUUUUAACGUUUGUCGUACUUUAUACCUUUUCUAGAAAUGACAACAUAUUUAUGUCUACUUUUCAUUUCUCAACAGCACAAGUUUACCAAGAUUGUGACGCGGUUUCAGGAGGAAUUUGCUUACAUAGAAGGCGAAGAAGACGAUUCUUCUGAAAAUUAG